This is a messenger RNA of Quercus lobata, 522 nucleotides long. RefSeq lists its product as uncharacterized. NCBI's taxonomy places the organism in Eukaryota, Viridiplantae, Streptophyta, Magnoliopsida, Fagales, Fagaceae. The transcript is spliced from 2 exons. The record is from RefSeq and is a predicted model, not a curated record. The coding region runs from base 1 to 522 and encodes 173 amino acids.
AUGGCGGGUGAUUUUAAGGACGUGGCCAUCACUACUUUUAAGCUCGGCUUGCCUGCAGAGCAUGGUUUAAGGAAGUCUUUGACGGGGAAACCUGUUACCAGUAUACAUCAACUCAUGAAUCAGAUUAACAAGUAUAAGAGGGUUGAGAAAGACCAGCUGCAAGAUAAAGGGAAGGGUAAGGUUAUUCCUCAGGAGAGGAGGGAUUUCAGGUCGGAACGCUACAAUAAUAACAAACCCCAGCGAGAUUUUGCCGGACAAUCUGGACCUGCAGCCCCACAAGUAGUAGACAUCGUGUUCCGAGAACUGGUGCAUCAAGUUUUAGAGAAAAUCAAGAACAAGCUGUAUUUUAAAUGGUCGAACAAGAUGAGUGGAGAUCCUACAAGGCGUAACCAAAGCCUCCAUUGUCAGUGUCAUCAGGACCGAGGACAUACCACUGAGGAUUGUCGAACAUUGUGGAACCAUCUAGAACAAUUGGUUAAGAAGGGCAAGCUGCAACAAUUUCUGUACCGACCUAAUGGAUAG